Messenger RNA from Galdieria sulphuraria, 716 nucleotides. Its product is annotated as hypoxanthine phosphoribosyltransferase. NCBI's taxonomy places the organism in Eukaryota, Rhodophyta, Bangiophyceae, Galdieriales, Galdieriaceae. The coding region runs from base 90 to 647 and encodes 185 amino acids. The record is from RefSeq and is a predicted model, not a curated record. The transcript is spliced from 2 exons. Gene Ontology annotation, biological process: hypoxanthine metabolic process; IMP salvage; GMP salvage. Gene Ontology annotation, molecular function: hypoxanthine phosphoribosyltransferase activity; magnesium ion binding.
UCUUCAACACUUUCAAAGUUCCAUGAAAGCUCUUGUAUUGAAUUUGGAAAACUGAAUUGUGUUAGUCGUCGAAAAGUAGAUCAACUUCCAUGAGUUCACAAGUUCCAGAAGAGUGGAAAAGCGAAGUUUCUGAUAUACUGUUUGAUAGCGAGACUAUUCAAACAAGAAUUCGUGAACUAGGAAAACAACUGAGUUGUGACUAUCGAAACCGUAAACCCGUACUGCUCGGUGUCUUAACUGGUUCCUUUGUUUUUCUCGCUGACUUGAUUCGCAAUAUGACUUGUGACUUGGAAAUACGGUUUAUGAGAGCUGUUUCGUACGAAGGAACGGAGAGCACGGGAACUGUCACUAUCGAGGGUUUAGAGUUGCUCAAUAUUCAGUCUCGUGACGUGCUUCUUGUAGAAGAUAUUGUAGAUACUGGACUCACACUGAAGUGGAUAUGUGAGAAGUUGGAGAAGUUACAACCAAAAUCUCUCAAGAUUUGUACAUUCUUGUCCAAAAAGACGAAGAGAAGGAAGACAGAUGUACCACAGGUAGAUUAUGUAGGUUUUGAGUGCGAAGAUCAGUUUGUUGUCGGGUAUGGGUUUGAUUGUGAUCAACGCUUGAGGCAACUCAAUUUCGUUGGCAUUUACAAUACAAAUAAAUAAACAAAUGGAGCAUAUAUUGGUAGGGCGUUGUAUUGUUGUCAACUGUCGAAGAAAUGUUUCUUGUUUGGU